Erythranthe guttata (spotted monkey flower) is the source of this 1937-nucleotide messenger RNA. Its product is annotated as homeobox-leucine zipper protein ATHB-20. Gene Ontology annotation, molecular function: DNA-binding transcription factor activity, RNA polymerase II-specific; sequence-specific DNA binding. Gene Ontology annotation, cellular component: nucleus. Gene Ontology annotation, biological process: positive regulation of DNA-templated transcription. Lineage: Eukaryota; Viridiplantae; Streptophyta; Magnoliopsida; Lamiales; Phrymaceae. The record is from RefSeq and is a predicted model, not a curated record.
AAGAUGCAGCCAAAAAUCCAUUCUCCAUAUUAGCUCAGCUAAUCUGAACAUUUAGCUCCAAUAAGUAAUAACAUAUCAACUCAACAACAAAAACAAUCUCAUCUUCUCACUCUAAAAACUCUCUCUCUCUCUCUAAAAACUCUCUCUCAUACUUGUUUUUUUUUUUCUUUUCCCAUCCAGAAAUAAUCGCCGGUGACUUUUCAAUCUGCAGAAAGGGGGCUUCUAAAGUUCUUGAUCUGCACACACACCAAAAAAACACGCACAACACACACUAUACUGUGUGUGUUCAUCUUUCCUCUUUUUUCAUUGGUGGAAAAAAAAUAAAGUGUUGAGAAUUGAGAAAUGAUGGGUGUGAAUGUGAUGAGUAGCCGGUGUUCCCACACUUCCCAUAUCACCGAAAUCAUAAUCACAAGCUUCUUUCGCCAUAAAUUUGAGUCUUAAUUUUUCUUUCUUACAACACCUCUCUCGCUAUCGAUUCGGGUGAAAGGAAAAAAAUUGGAAGGGGGCAAGUGAGAUUUAAUUUUGUAAUACCUGCAAAAAAAUAAAAUAAACAAGAGGUCGUAAAAAAAAUGGCGGAUUCUUGAAAUAAUAUUAGUAUUUUUAAUUUGUGUAGCUUUUGAGUGAGAAACUAUUCCGAUUAUGGGGAAACGGGGGAUGGUCGGCGGCGCCGGCCGCGGCGGUGGCGGUGAUGAUGAAAAUCAGAAAGUCAAGGUUUCUUCCGGCGAACGGCCUCUUGAAUCUGUGUUUGCUUCUGCUCCGGCGAAGUGUUAUCUUGCUUCAGGCUCGAGGACAAUGCUGAGUUUCGGGGUAAACAAAUCAGGAAACUCGUUAUUCCAAUCUUUCGAUCAAGAAGAGAAUAUUGGAGGUGAAUACUUGGACGAGUAUUUCGGUCAACCGGAGAAAAAGAGGCGUCUUUCGGUGGAGCAAGUAGAAUUUCUCGAGAGGAGUUUCGAGGCGGAUAAUAAACUCGAACCGGAGAGGAGGGUCCAGCUGGCGAAGGAGCUUGGCUUACAGCCUCGUCAAAUUGCGAUAUGGUUCCAAAACCGCCGGGCCCGAUGGAAGACGAGGCGGGUCGAAACGGAUUACGAGACAUUGCACGCUAGCUUUAAGAGCUUGAAAAGUGACUACGAUAAUCUUCUCCUGGAGAACGAGAUGCUCAAAACCGAGGUACUUCGUCUGAAAGAGAAUGGUCUUGACAACGGCACGGAGAAAUCAAAUUUAAAAUUCUCCGACACUAAAGAAAUCUCCCAAGCUAUUCCGAGAGAAGCCAUCGAUGAUUUGAUUUCCGAAGACGAUGAAGCGAAAGUGUCUUUUAAGAACGAAGAACAAAGCUCGGCAAAGAGCGAUUCGACCAAUGAAGAGAGUCCCCUUUUGACCAAUGGGGUUAGCUCAUUUCAUGAUUUCAUCGAACCCGAUCACUCGGAUAUAUCGCAGAACGGUGAAGAUGAAUUGAAGGAGGAGUUUUUUCAGCUCGAUUAUAUGUUUCCUAGGAUUGAAGACGCUCGUUAUUAUGGAUUUCCAGUAGAAGAAGAUCAUGCUUUCGAUUUCUGGUGAUAUAUUUCUUUAUUCCUAAGGUAUUAUAAUAUAAUUAGUAAUAAAUGCCCGACUAAACCAAUACAAAAGAGCGUAAAUAUGGCGGUCUUGUUCUAGCCGAACGGUUUGUUGUUCCUUCUUUCUUGUGUUUUUCGAGGACAAAAAAUCGGAAGUUCAACCCUUGCCGACUAAAAUCGAAGAAGAAGAAGAAAGACUGAGAUAUUGAGUUUGAAUCUCAUCAUGUGUGUAGGUAUUAAGUCUACUUCUAAAUAAGUUGUUUAUUUGUAUUUUAUUGUUUGAUGAUUUUGGAUUUGCUUUUAGUAAUUGACAUUGUUAAUGUUAUGUUGUGAUGUAUUAUUCAUUCCUUUGAAGGAUUCAUGUUUUGUGAAUUCUUUCAUGUUUUU